AUGCAGCAUCAUCCGGUUUCGCUGCAGGAGCAGCAUCAGCCGCAUUUGCUGCAGCAGCAGCAGCAGCGAGGAGUGGUAGUAUCUAACAUCAAGUAUCCUUUAAACAACUCCGAAGUACCUGAAGACCCUUCAGCGCUUCCUGUCCUCAUUAAACAUUCAUCUUCUCUUGUCGCUCCUCAGCCUACAGGCCGCCUUAUCCCUACAAAUGUUCGCCCCCCCCAGUGUCUCGCAGCAGCAGCUGUUGGAAGUGCAUACAUUCCUUCUUCCUUAACAGGAUCUCCUUUCUUUUAUGCUGCUCCUUCUGCCCCCGCAUGCAUUUCACGUAAUCCGCGAGCGCCAGCCCUCGCUGCUCUAACGAACAGACUGGGGCUUCCUCCGCAGCAAAACCCAGCUCAAGCUGUCAACUAUCAUGCAAUAGAGCAGCAGCAGCAGCAGCAGCAGCAGCAGAGAGAGGAGGGAGGAGCGCGACUGCGAGCUGCAGCAAGAGGAGACAAUGAAGAAGCGCUGCAGUCAUGGCCGCCUCCUCAGUCUGUCUCUAUGGGCUUAGGAAUUCUACAUAACGCAUUUGAUGCUGCUGCUGCUGCUGUAGGCGGCAGCAACAACACCUUCCUGCUGCCCCCCAACAGCAACAAACCCCUCUCUGUUAUCAGCGUGCCCAAUGAACAAGGUAGGGAAACUCUCAGAGCAAUUCUGCAGCCAGCAGCAACAGCAGCAGCAGCAGCAGCAGCAGCAGUUGCUGCUGCUGCUGCUCGCUGCUCGCUGCAGAGUGGCAAGGAGGUUGACGUGGCUGCUGCAUACAACCGAACAGCUGAGGAGUUGUCUCGGUCUUUGAAGCAGAUGAAGUGCUUCUCUGUCGCCAACCCCGUAGCAGCAACACUCAGCAAGCAGUUGCUGGAGGAGGCGAAUAGAAAGCGUCGCGAAGAAGCCGAGAGGCGUUCUGGAGCAGCAGCAGCUGCAGCAGCAGCAGCGGCAGCAGCAGCAGCAGCUGCAGCAGCAGCUGCUGCAGCGGAGGAGAGGGAGCGGCAGCAGCAGCAAGAACAGGCGAAGCAGCAGCAAGAGGAAGAAGAAAGAAAGCUGCUGCAGCAAAUUGACGCUACCAACCUGCUUUGUCUGCCGGGCCCUUCGCCAGCUGAACUAAGAAGAAGGAGAGCAGAAGCAGCAGCAAUCAGCAGGCAGCAGCAGCAGCAGCAGCGGGAGAUGUUCUUGCAGCAGCAGCAACAGCAGCAAGAGAUGUUUAUGCAGCAGCAGCAGCAGCAAGACAUGCUCAUGCAGCAGCAAAUGCAAUACCCCACAGAAGACUCCUGGAAUUACCCUCAACAGCAGCCUUACUACGAUUACCCCCAGACCGGCUACCAGCAGCAGCAGUUCGAGCAGCAGCAGUUCGAGCAGCAGCAGUUCGAGCAGCAGCAGCAGCAACAGCAGCAGCUGGAUAGAGAAGCACUUCAGCAGCAGAUUUUGCUGCAGGAGGAAAGGAUUGCGCAGCUGCAUCAGCAGCUAAUGCAGCACCAGCAAGCCAGAGAACAACGCAAAGAAGAAGAAGCAGCAGCAGCAGCAGCAGCAGGAGCAGCAGCAGCAGCAGCAGCAGGUGAUGGUGAUUGUUCUAUGGGCAACGAUGACACACACACCCUCGGCCUCAGCCGCAGCAACAGCAGCAGCAGCAGCAGCAGCAGCAGAAGCAGGAGCGGCAGCGGGUUUAUGAAGGGUUUACCGACUUCUUACUCUGCACAAAGAGCAGCAGCAAGAAAUAAACAAAACACAAAAAACAGUUAUAUCGAAGAAGAAGCGGCAGCAGCAAACAAAAACAAAAACAAAAAGACGUCAGAUAUUUUGUGCAACGAUUUUAUUUUAUCUCAAUUAUCUGUUUAA
Messenger RNA from Eimeria acervulina, 1866 nucleotides. RefSeq lists its product as hypothetical. The transcript has 6 exons. Gene Ontology annotation, molecular function: transcription coregulator activity. The record is from RefSeq and is a predicted model, not a curated record. Lineage: Eukaryota; Apicomplexa; Conoidasida; Eucoccidiorida; Eimeriidae. Gene Ontology annotation, cellular component: SWI/SNF complex; nucleus. Bases 1 to 1866 code for a protein of 621 amino acids. Gene Ontology annotation, biological process: regulation of transcription by RNA polymerase II.